UCCCAAGAACUCUCGCUGGCCUACAAACGCAAAAAAACCUCAAAAAAUAGCACCCACAAUUUAGAAUCUACUAUACCGAACUCCUGUUGCCGACAGUCAGCAACAAACUCCCCCUCAAAUGUUCCCUUUCCACGUUCAGGCAACAACUUGCUCUAUCCUCGCCCAGAAGGAGGUUGUCUCUGCCAACCAAUACCAACAAAUGGCUCUUCUCCAAUCAGAAUCGACGUUCGCGCUAUCAAAGAGUGCACUUGCGAGUGUCCUUUUUCUCCAGAAUGCGCUUGUCCUCCCAGUGAGCGCAGAUUUUUACCAGUUAAAAAACAUUGUCCCAACUCUCGACUUUGUCAACCACCGAUGUUUCGUCUUCCUCUCCGACUUAGAUGUCGUUGUACAAAGUGCCAAAAACUUGGAUCUUUUCCAGUUCCUUGCAAUCCUUGCACUGCUACCAAAUGCUCGGUUGGUCAGAAAGAAUGUAGUAGCUUUAAGAAUUGUAAAGUUGAUAAAGAUAUUCCUGUAAAAAUUAUCGACAUAAAGAUUGAUCAAGAUCAAUCUACUCUCGGUAAGGAAGAAACAACUAUAAAGAGGCAGGUUUCUUAUAAUGAUACGGUUGAAAUCAGAGAAGAUGUCAUUGAUUUGCUUUACCUAUUUCCUGUAGAAAAUCAGGAAGAUCCGCCUAUUGAUAACGAACAUAAGGUUGUUAUUGAAAAUAAGGAAAAUAAGGUUAAAUCGUGUCCGGAAGGUUGUGGAGCCCGUUGUUUGUGUUCGGAGAGAUGUAGAGAGAAUAAAGGAUCUAAGGAUGAUUUUUUUAAAAAAGAGAGGACAGAAAAUGAAGAGAUUAAAGAAUUGGAGAGGGGAGAAAAGGAUGGAGAAAGUUUAGAGAGCGAUGAGUGGACUUUUGUAGACGUCGAGUGCAAGAAUAAACCGAUAAAAUUGUUGAAGGCUAUAGAUGAGAAAAAAAAUCUCGUUAAAAUGAAUCCAAAGAAUCAAGUCUUUAUCUUAUCGCUUACAUUAAUCUCCACCGCUAUUACAACCGUUAAAUCCCAACAAAAAGUCAGCAAAAAUAGUGUCGAAGGGUGUGGAGAGUGUGCUUAUUACCGAUGCCCCGAAAAUUCUACCAAGUGCUUACUGGGCUCUGUUAAGGAUCCUUGUAAUUGUUGCAAAGCCGGAAAGUGCGCGAGACUUGAAGGUGAAACAUGCUGGAAUUCGAGUAUCUCCAAAUUGCCCAUGAUUAAUCGCAAUGAAGGUUAUUGCAGCAAUAAUUAUCGUUGUUUAUUGAGAGAUGACCUACUUGAACAGGACAGCCCAGAAGCAAUAUGUGUGUGUAUGGAACAAAGCCCGGCAUGCGGAAGUAACAAUAUAACUUAUGCGACACCAUGUGCAUUGCAUGAGGAGGCAAUAAGGGUGAAAAAUAAAUCCCUUAAACUUAAACACCUCGGGCCGUGCCUGAGCCGGCCUUGGAUUCUCGCCCCCCUUGAUAAUCUAUUUGUUAAAUACGGCCAGAGAUUAGCUAUUAAUUGUGAAGCUAAGGGCUUUCCAAUCCCCGACAUAUUUUGGGAGUUUCACUCAACAGAUGGCCGGGUUAUUAGACUGCCAAAUCAAGACUACGGGAGCACAGUAAACACUCGUGAAGAAUCGGAGCAAUUUAUGCGGACAUCUUGGAUGCAAGUCGGUAAGAUGACACGCGACCAUAUCGGCACCUACCAAUGUAUUGCCAACAACAGUAUAGGGGACGUCAGCUCGGAAUCUAUAGUUUCUACUUUA
Messenger RNA from Cotesia congregata, 1758 nucleotides. The record is from the annotation of a GenBank genome assembly. NCBI's taxonomy places the organism in Eukaryota, Metazoa, Arthropoda, Insecta, Hymenoptera, Braconidae.